AUGUCUAAUGUUGCCUCAAUUGUCAUGGAUGAUUCGACACGUUUGACUAGUUCACAGUCAACCAAAUUGUUUAUACAACGUGAUUAUUCAAAUGGUACCGCUGUUAAAUUUCAGGAAAGAUUUCCAGUUGAACUAGAAGGAAGAAUUGAUAAAAAUGAAUUCGUCCACAUCUUACAAGAAAUAAAUCGAAUUUAUGGUGAUGCUGAACAAUUAUCAUUUAAAACAUUCAUGGAAAACUGUUGUGCUUGUUUAACCGGCUAUUUGUUAUUGUUAUGUAUGCCAACACAUUAUGAAAAAUGUGUAAAAAAAGCAGCACGCUAUAUAAAUGAACAGAAUGAGCACAUGUUAAAUCGGCGAGGCAUAUUUAUGUUAGAUCCAAUGGAAAAAGGACUAAGAUAUGUUAAUAUGUUAGAUUUAUCUCUUGAUCAUGGUGAAUCAUAUCCAAUUUUACAUAAAAUUGAAUUAAAACGCCAUUACGCUCAUGAACGAUUUGGUCUUGCUAUUCAGCAUGAACGUCCAUGUUCAAUAUCAUGUGUUCAUGUAGGAAGUAUAGCUCAAUAUGCUGGACUUAAAACUGGUCAUAUUCUUAUUAAAGUAAAUGGUAAAAAUGUCAGUGAUAUACCUCAUGAAGAUGUUAAAAAAUUAGUUUAUACGAAAAGUAAUGUGUUAGAAUUAGAGGUCUUAGAUCCGGAUAGUUCACCGUACUCAUCUAAUAAUGUUAUAACAACAACAAGUACAACAACAACAUCGGCAUCAAGUGACGAUGGUAUAGGUGAAAAAGAAAACUGUUAUAAUUAUAAUGUAUGUUAUACAACUAAAAUCGCUUUGAACGAUGCUAAACAAAAAAUACUAAAAGAUAAAAAUUAUUCAUCAAAACAACAAUCUCAACAACCAAUUACAGCCGAUUAUUAUAAAUCGGAUUAUCGUGAAAUUAAAUAUGGAGAAUUUAAAAAACAUUUAUUACUCCCAUCUUCUACACAACAAGCAAUUACCUAUAAAGCACGUGAAUCAUUAACUUCAUCUAGUCAAGAUUCAGAUGAUAUUAAAAAUGUCAAAGAUAUUUAUAUGAAUAAGCAAGUUAAAUCAUCUUUGAUUAAUAGAAAGGAAGUAAAUGAAAAGAAACAUCAUCAU
This is a messenger RNA of Didymodactylos carnosus, 1131 nucleotides long. The record is from the annotation of a GenBank genome assembly. Lineage: Eukaryota; Metazoa; Rotifera; Eurotatoria; Philodinida; Philodinidae.